AUGGAUGUGGUGUCACCCAUCACAUUGGAAGGAAAAAUAAUCUUUCGGGACGUGUGCAAGACUAAAGUACCAUGGGACGCUGAUAUUCAAGAACCGUUAAGCCGUCGCUGGAACGAAUGGGAAAAGUCGCUGCCAAACGAAGAAACCAUACCACGUCCAAUAGUGAAAUACCGAGAGCCAGUUUUGAAUGUAGAACUCCACACCUUUGGUGAUGCCUCGACGAAGGGUGUCGGAGCAGUGGUAUACUCCGUAGUGCGACAAAAAUCUGGGAAUACACAACAAUUAGUAACGGCCAAAUCUAGAUUGGCCAAAGAAGGAUUGACAAUAAAUCUUUGUGGUGGAACGGUCCAGAAUGGUUGGACGAUCCAGAGAAAUGGCCAGACAACCUUGAAACGCAACCAUCCACAGCUACUGAAGUUGAAGCCAAAGUGGUUCGAGAGGUUCUUUGUACAACACAAGCCCAGCGAGUAGCUGACGAAUUUGAUCGAUUGUUGGAAAAGCACGACCUUCAUCGUACACUACGAGUAUGUGCCUGGAUCCUGAGAUUCACAAGCAACUGCAGAACCAAAGAGAGUCAACGGGGUGCUCUGACAACUCAAGAGAUUGAAAACGCUCGUCUGUGGUGGAUCAAGCGAGUCCAACGAGAGAGUGACAUUGAGAAAGAUCGAGAACAACUUAACCUACAAGAAAAUGACCAAGAGGUACUUCUGUGUCAUGGUCGCAUACAAGGCGAAAACCCAGUUUACUUACCGAACACGAGCACAUUCACGGAGAAAUUAGUACAAGAAGCGCACUCGCGCACUCUCCACGGGGGAGUCGGGUUAACAAUGGCACAGAUUCGAAAGAGGUAUUGGAUACCCAAGUUGAGAAGUUUGGCUAAACGACAAGUCAAAACCUGUUGUGGCUGUCGCAGAUUUCAAGCAACUGCUGUGGUCAAACCGCCACCUGGAAUGUUACCAAAAGAACUCUACGAAGGGAAAGAUGGUCUCGUAAGAGCGAUAAAGCUACGUGCGGGGAAAAGUGUCAUGGAACGACCAGUGCAACAUCUUUAUCCAUUAGAGUUAAGUUGUGACAUUGAAAACAGACAGACAACCAAGACGACCACCGAGUUGAAUGCAGAGGCCACCGAGUUCAGGCCGAAGAGACGCAGUGGUUGCAGCGAGGCUUCGCAACCAGAUGAUCGUUGA
Messenger RNA from Paramuricea clavata, 1187 nucleotides. Lineage: Eukaryota; Metazoa; Cnidaria; Anthozoa; Malacalcyonacea; Plexauridae. The record is from the annotation of a GenBank genome assembly.